This is a messenger RNA of Oikopleura dioica, 267 nucleotides long. The record is from the annotation of a GenBank genome assembly. Lineage: Eukaryota; Metazoa; Chordata; Appendicularia; Copelata; Oikopleuridae.
AUGGUCGCCCAAACUGCUCCUGAGUUGCAAGCUGUUAUCGACUUGAACGAGGAAAUCUCCAAGCUUGUAACUUCUCUCGGAGGAACACCCUACUCGAUUGUUGUCGGUGAGGAUGGCCGAGUUGUUGUUCCUGAUGAGUUGAAGAAGUCGGAUGAUUCCAACGAUGCCAACAACGAUGCCAACGACGAUGCCACUGACGCCUCCAACAUCGACGACUCCCAAAACAAGGAUCCCCAAGACGAAAACGUUACUCAACAAACCCAAUGA